UCAGUCAAGCAAACACGGAGAGUGGUAUAGAUGUGGAGUUUAAUAAAUAUGGAAUCUUCAUUUGUAAUUCACUUAUCUUGUGGCUUUUAGAUGUGGUACAGAAUAAUUACAAUAAGCGAAUUGGCAAAAAUAACACUGUUUGAAUUGCCUGGUAAAUAGAAGGUAUCAUAUACAAUGCAGGGUGACGACCCACCUUUCUUGCCUGUGGGUACAGAUGUUAGUGCAAAGUACAAAGGUGCCUUCUGUGAGGCUAAGAUAAAGAAAGUUGUGAGGAACAUUAAGUGUAAGGUGACUUUAAAGGCUGGUGGUGGUACUAUCACAGUGAAUGAUGAUGUGAUCAAGGGUACCUUGAGGGUUGGGAGCAUAGUGGAAGUGAAACAAGAUCCAAAGAAGGAUGCCAUGGAAGCUGUCAUCACAAAGAUACAAGAUUGUAGCCAGUAUACAGUUGUAUUUGAUGAUGGAGACAUAACUACAUUGCGACGGUCAGCGCUAUGUCUGAAGAGUGGCCGGCAUUUCAAUGAGAGUGAAACUUUAGACCAGCUGCCAUUAACACAUCCAGAACACUUCUCUACCCCAGUAAUAGCUGGGCGAAGGGGAAGACGCGGGAGAGCACAGUAUGUCUGAUACUUUAACAAUUCAUUACUUGUUAAGUCCCUUAAGAUUUAACUGUUACUUAUCCACUCUAACGUCCGGGCCGCGCGACCGUUUAUCUCUCUAACGUCCAGCUGCGCGCGGCGUCCGAACCGCGCGCGACUCGCAAGUUCGU
Messenger RNA from Spodoptera litura, 766 nucleotides. Its product is annotated as AT-rich interactive domain-containing protein 4B-like. Gene Ontology annotation, biological process: regulation of transcription by RNA polymerase II. Lineage: Eukaryota; Metazoa; Arthropoda; Insecta; Lepidoptera; Noctuidae. The record is from RefSeq and is a predicted model, not a curated record. Gene Ontology annotation, molecular function: transcription cis-regulatory region binding. Gene Ontology annotation, cellular component: nucleus.